AUGCUGGGGCGGACGGCGCAGUGGCUGUGCUGGUGGUGGGGGCUGUUGUGCAGCUUCUGCGGGCCCCCUCCCCUGCCCGCCGCCGCCGCCGCCGCCGCCGGGGGGGCGUUGCUGGGGGACGGCGGGAGCCCGGGCCACGCGGAGCGGCCACCCCCGCCGCAGACCUCCUCCUCGGGCUUCCUGUACCGGCGGCUCAAGACGCACGAGAAGCGGGAGAUGCAGAAAGAGAUCCUGUCGGUGCUGGGGCUCCCGCACCGGCCGCGGCCCCUGCACGGCCUCCCGCAGCCUCCCGCGUUCCCGCAGCAGCAGCCAGCUAGCGGGGAGCCUCCGCCCGGGCGGCUGAAAUCUGCGCCCCUUUUCAUGCUGGACCUAUACAACGCCCUGUCCGCCGACGAUGAGGAGGACGGGGCUUCGGACGAGGAGAGGCGGCAGCCCGGGCCCCGCGGAGGAGCCGGCGCGUCCCAGCCCCAGUCCCCAUCGCCGGGCGCCGCGCACCCCCUCGGCAGUGGGAGCCUCCUGGCCACCGGGCCUGGCGGCGGCGCGUCCCCGCUGACCAGCGCGCAAGACAGCGCCUUCCUCAACGACGCCGACAUGGUCAUGAGCUUUGUGAACCUGGUGGAGCACGACAAGGAGCUCUCCCCUCGCCAGCGACACCACAAAGAGUUCAAGUUCAACCUAUCCCAGAUUCCUGAGGGUGAGGCGGUGACGGCUGCAGAGUUCCGAAUCUACAAGGACUGUGUUGUGGGCAGUUUUAAAAACCAAACUUUUCUUAUCAGCAUUUACCAAGUCUUACAGGAGCAUCAGCACAGAGACUCCGACCUGUUUCUGCUGGGCACGCGCGCCGUGUGGGCCUCAGAGGCGGGCUGGCUGGAGUUCGACAUCACGGCCACCAGCAACCUGUGGGUCCUGACCCCGCAGCACAACAUGGGGCUGCAGCUGAGCGUGGUCACGCGUGACGGGCUCAGCAUCAGCCCCGGGGCUGCGGGCCUGGUGGGCAGGGACGGCCCCUACGACAAGCAGCCCUUCAUGGUGGCCUUCUUCAAGGCCAGCGAGGCCCACGUGCGCAGCGCCCGCUCGGCCCCCGGGCGGCGCCGGCAGCAGGCCCGGAACCGCUCCACCCCGGCCCAGGACGUGUCGCGGGCCUCCAGCGCCUCAGACUACAACAGCAGCGAGCUGAAAACGGCCUGCAGAAAGCACGAGCUCUACGUGAGCUUCCAGGACCUGGGGUGGCAGGACUGGAUCAUUGCCCCCAAGGGCUACGCUGCCAACUACUGUGACGGAGAAUGUUCGUUCCCUCUCAACGCGCACAUGAACGCCACCAACCACGCCAUCGUGCAGACCCUGGUUCACCUCAUGAACCCCGAGUACGUCCCCAAGCCGUGCUGUGCGCCCACGAAACUCAACGCCAUCUCGGUGCUCUACUUCGACGACAACUCCAACGUCAUCCUGAAAAAGUACAGGAACAUGGUCGUCCGAGCGUGCGGCUGCCACUGA
Rangifer tarandus platyrhynchus (Svalbard reindeer) is the source of this 1494-nucleotide messenger RNA. The record is from the annotation of a GenBank genome assembly. NCBI's taxonomy places the organism in Eukaryota, Metazoa, Chordata, Mammalia, Artiodactyla, Cervidae.